GCCUUUUUCUGGCUCCGGCUCGGCGGAGGGCCGCCGUGGGGCCGGGGGUUCCCGGCACUACAGAGGGGAAUCCAACGUAUAAAGCUGGUGAAAGGAGAGCAGAUCCGGUCGGGUCCUGAGACGCUGAGUCCAGAGCGAUGUUGCUGAAAACAGUGCUCUUGCUGGCCCUGGUGGCCCGGGUGCUGGUGCUAGAGAAUGGGCUCCUGCGGAAGCCACCCAUGGGCUGGCUGGCCUGGGAACGUUUCCGCUGCAACACUGACUGCGACGAGGACCCGAAGAACUGCAUCAGCGAGCGGCUCUUCAUGGAGAUGGCCGACCACUUGGCACAAGACGGAUGGCGGGACCUGGGCUACACAUACCUUAACAUGGAUGACUGCUGGAUUGGUGGGCGUGACGCCAAAGGCCGACUGAUACCAGAUCCCAAGCGCUUCCCCAAUGGCAUUGCCUUCCUGGCUGACUAUGCUCACUCCCUGGGCCUGAAGCUGGGCAUCUACGAGGACAUGGGCAACUUCACCUGUAUGGGUUACCCAGGCAUCACGCUAGACAAGGUGACUCAGGAUGCUCAAACCUUUGCCGAGUGGAAGGUGGACAUGCUGAAGUUGGAUGGCUGCUUUUCGACUCCCGAGGAACGGGCCAUGGGAUACCCCAAGAUGGCAGCUGCCCUGAAUGCCACAGGCCGCCCCAUUGCCUUCUCCUGCAGUUGGCCGGCCUAUGAAGGGGGCCUUCCCCCAAAGGUGAACUACAGUCUGCUGGCAGAAAUCUGCAACGUCUGGCGCAACUAUGAUGACAUCCAGGACUCCUGGAGUAGCGUGCUGUCCAUCCUGGACUGGUUUGUGGACCACCAGGACAUACUGCAGCCGGUGGCAGGCCCUGGACACUGGAACGACCCAGACAUGCUGCUCAUAGGGAACUUUGGCCUCAGCUUUGAGCAAGCCCGGGCCCAGAUGGCCCUAUGGACGGUGUUGGCAGCCCCCCUCUUCAUGUCCACGGACCUGCGUACCAUUUCUGCCCAGAAUAUGGACAUUCUGCAGAAUCCACUCAUGAUCAAAAUCAACCAGGAUCCCUUGGGCAUCCAAGGACGCAGGAUUCUCAAGGAGAAAUCCCACAUUGAAGUGUACGUGAGGCCCCUGGCCGACGAGGCUAGCGCCUUAGUCUUCUUCAGCCGCCGGACGGAUAUGCCUUAUCGCUACCACUCCUCCCUCGCCCGGCUCAACUUUAACAGCUCCAACACCUAUGAGGCCCAGAACGUCUACACGGGUGAUGUCAUCAGUGGCCUCCACCCUAAAACCAACUUCACGGUGGUCAUCAACCCUUCAGGGGUAGUGAUGUGGUACCUGUAUCCCAUCAGGAAGCUGGGGAAGUCCCAGCAAUGAGGAACUGAAACAUGUGACAGGCUGUGGCGGCAUCACUGAGACCAGACCAUGGAGCCUCCACAUGCCGAGGGCUAGUAAGUGGGGUUCUCUGACACCCAGGCCCGCUCGGUGACCUGGCCCCAUGAGACCCAAAGUGCAAUCUGAGGGCCAGGUUCCACACCCUGCCCAAGUGUGAACCUUCUUGGAAACUUGUCUUGGGGCGAUUUCCUAUGGCCUUCCUGGUUUCUACCUUGUCUGCAUGGCCCCACAGAUGUUACUGAACAACUGAGCCAGCGUCCUGAGCCCCCACAAGCAGGGCCACUGAUACCCUCCGAUCUUCUUUCUGUUGACUCUGAAAUCAGGACUUGGGAUUUUUCUUAUGAUUAGGACUAGAGAUCUGACCUCUUGUCAGGAACUCCCACAAAUUGUGUGAUUGGUUUGCCUGCCUGGAUAAGGCCUUGCAGGCUAACACCAGCCAGGUUACCUUGGUUCCCUCUGGUUACCAAUAAAGCUGUUCUUUAAUUGGGUAGUUGCAAUAUGGACGUGGGGUCAUGGGCACCUUCAGUUAGGGACUCUGGGCAGCAGUGCACAGGGUGCUGGUUUGAAAUCUCACCUCACGUGGAAGAUGUGUGGCAUCUUCUGGCUCCUUAUUUUCCAAAGUGACCUGCAGAUUAUACUUCCUAGACAUGCCAGACUUGCCUCUCACCAGGGAGCCAUCCUGCUCUGCCCAACUCAAGUGGUGGUGACAACACAGCCAGG
Molecule: messenger RNA, 2111 nt
Organism: Puma concolor (puma)
Lineage: Eukaryota; Metazoa; Chordata; Mammalia; Carnivora; Felidae
Source: RefSeq, a predicted model, not a curated record